Messenger RNA from Cladocopium goreaui, 904 nucleotides. NCBI's taxonomy places the organism in Eukaryota, Dinophyceae, Suessiales, Symbiodiniaceae. The record is from the annotation of a GenBank genome assembly.
AAGCGGUGUGCGGCAUGGUCACACCCUGACAGUUGUUUUUCAACUUUUUUUUUGCGUUACUCCGAGUGGUACAGCGGUCGCUUCCUUUGGCUUCAUGAACGUCGGGGCGAACUGUUUGAAGCAGGACCUCUAUGACAUCUAUGUGAAGAACACGUUUUUGGUCUUCGAAGUUGAAAGCGACCAUGACGGUGGAAAAAUACAUCGAGGUCGGCGAGCUGUUUCCUGUCCAGGCUUUUCCAGGUCUACGGUGAGCCCGACAGGCUCUAGCAUUGAGAAGAACAAUGUCGUUGAAACUACGGCGAGCACUAUGGCUUCUUGGGGUCGCUCGGACGGCGACGGCGACUUCGGCAGCAGGUCUUCAGAAGAUCUUGAAGCCGAGGUGACAGAGGCUCAAAGCCCGGCUUCAGCGGCUACAGCGGGCGAGAAAGAAAACUUGGAGCUACACAAGAAGAUCAACAGGCAGCUCUCAGCAGGUUCUACGCCGGCAAGGAUUUUGUUCGUGGUCGAACGAAACCUCUCGGUGAUGAAUGGCAUCAAUUUAUCCACCGCCUUCCAUCGCCUCGGUUGCUGUUCACAAAAACUUCAGGGCCGACAAGUGAAGGUACUGAUGAGCAUGGUGGAGCUGGCAGAAAGAAAGGCACAUGACGAGUUGCAGAUGCACGAUGGAACGCUGCCGGCCAAUUGUUGCACCAUUAUCGCCUGGUCCUGUGCGAUGUUGAAGGUCUUUUCGGGACCUUUGUUCUCCGCAUUGAUUGCGGUGGUGGCUAAGAGUGCGAGAGCUUGUGAAGUCUACGAGGUGAGCAACCUUCUUUGGGCUUGCGUCCAAUAUCAGAAGCCUGGCGACCAAAAAUGUUUAAACGUCGACUUUUUUUUAGUGAAGCCAUUUUUGGGGGAUUAUCUUUAA